AUUUAUGCCAAAUACACUAAUGUCAAAUUAGUAUCGGCAUGCAUCCUUUAAAUAAACACUCGUAUUUGCAAUCCAGAACCGAAGGCAUAAACCCUCGCAUAUUAAACAGAUCAAUAGAUUUAGCAAGAGAUCAGCCAACAAUUGAUGGAUGCGAUUUUGACCCCGGCUAUAACAGGCUUACGUCCCAAACUCCGUCAAUCCCAUCAGAACAUCUGGAUGUAACACGACGACCGUUGGCAUUUGGACGAUGGGCCCUACCGAAAUUGAUGAGGGAACUUCAUCACGAAGACAACCAAAUCGUUUUGCAGUCCGUGACAAGCUUAACCGAUUUACUUCACGAUCCCGAAAAAGUUUAUCAGGCCUUAAAAUUAAAAAUACCCGAUAGACUGGCUGACUUACUUUCGCAUGAACUGCCCGAAAUUCGAGAAAGAGUUUGUAUUACGCUGAUCAUAUUAGCAGGUGUUGCUGAUGGUCGAGCAGCAAUCGUUCAAAAUAAACUGUUGCUGGACAAUUUAGCGAAAUUAAUGGAUGACCAACAAAGUGGCCUUCGAUUUAAAGCUGCGAUGUUACUGGAAAUGCUCAGCAGAUCUUGGUUUGCGGGCGAUUUCUUAGUGGAUGCUGGGUUUAUUAAGCUUAUACUGAAUAGGAUCUAUCAAGAAAACGGGGAGAUUAGAGUAAUUUACUUGGAAACCCUUAUAUCGUUAAUGUACGCAGAAGGAAAGGACCAAGCGUUAACCCUGGGUGCCUUCGACCUCUUUGUCGCCUGUCUCGAAGAUGAAGCUGAACCAGUGGUCGCAAAAGCAGCCGAUUGUUUACUAAUGUUAACUUCAACGAGGUCUGCAAAGGACAUUGCUUUUGACAAGCAAAUUUUGAAACGGCUGACGAAGUUGUUGUAUCAUGAUAAUAGCGAGAUAUAUACAAGCGUCGCGUCAGCAAUAAUGUUUUGCACAGUAAAAUCGGAAGCAAAAAUACAAGCAAAACAAUUACCAAAACUAUUGGAACGGUUGAUUAUCCUAACGAACCAUUGGAAAUCUCAAUCUACACAACUCUUUUGUAUGAAGUCAUCCAAUCAACCAACGCAUUUCUAUAAUUAAGGUGGGAAUUAUAAAAUAUUAAAUACUCAACGGACGGUACUUAAAAAAUCUGAAGUGAAGUGAUUUAUCUAUAUCGUUAAGUAAAUGUUUUCUCAACGAAAUUGGUAAACAAGUUAACUUUUGACCCAGUAUUUUGACGUUUGAAAAAAAAUAUGAAAGUGGUUUGUUGAAGAACCUGAAGCAGACUUCGAGAAAUAAGCUUGAUUGCGAUGCUCAAUGGAAGAUGGUCAAAGAGUGGUAUGCGAGACUUACCAAGUGCAAUUCAGCUAUUAAAAAGAUGGAACGAGAAAAAAUACACUGUUGGUAUUACAUAUUGUAUACACAUUGCAUUUUCCUCUUUCCAAUAUAAUCCACUCAUUAUAAAACUGGAGACAUUCAUCAACAAUUA
Messenger RNA from Photinus pyralis (common eastern firefly), 1482 nucleotides. RefSeq names its product radial spoke head 14 homolog. The transcript has 8 exons. NCBI's taxonomy places the organism in Eukaryota, Metazoa, Arthropoda, Insecta, Coleoptera, Lampyridae. The record is from RefSeq and is a predicted model, not a curated record. Bases 39 to 1094 code for a protein of 351 amino acids.